CCCUCCUCCUCCCUCCUCCUCCUCCUCCAUCCUUCCCCCACCCGGUUUGUGUGCCCCUCCCGCUGCGACUGGCUGGGAGGCUCGGCCGCCCCCGCCCCGAGAGGGAGGCGGGGGCGCAAGCCGCGGCGGCCACCCGAGGCUGCGGAGGGGAACGAGAUCCGAGGCCCCAGGGCGGCCCUGCAUCUGGACCCGGCACGCGGGGGCUGCCUGUGCACCCCCAGCCGAGGGCUGCGGGGCCUGGCCUCGCCGCGGGGUGGAGGAGCCUCCUCGCCUCUGGCCGCCGGCGCCCUGAGCCUUCCUGACCGCGCAGGGGGGCUCGCCCGCGGCCCCCCAUGAGCGCGCCCGGCUGACCGGCGGGGUCGGCCGCGGUGGAGCCGGGGCGCCGCGGGGGCGGCGGGGCCAUGGCCUCGCUGGACCUGCCAUACCGCUGCCCCCGCUGCGGGGAGCACAAGCGCUUCCGGAGCCUGUCGUCGCUGCGUGCUCACCUGGAGUACAGCCACACGUACGAGACGCUCUACAUCCUCUCCAAGACCAACAGCAUCUGCGACGGCGCCGCGGCCGCGGCCGCCGCCGCCGCCGCCGCCUCGGGCUUCCCGCUGACGCCCGAGCCCGCCGCCCUGCUGGCCGUGCCCGGCGCCCGGCGCGAGGUCUUCGAGAGCACGUCCUUCCAGGGCAAGGAGCAGGCGGCCGGCCCAUCGCCCGCCGCGCCGCACCUGCUGCACCACCAUCACCACCACGCGCCCCUCGCCCACUUCGCCGGCGACCUCGUGCCCGCCAGCCUGCCGUGCGAGGAGCUGGCCGAGCCGGGCCUCGUGCCCGCCGCCGCCGCCGCCGCCGCCGCGCGCUACGCGCUGCGCGAGAUCGAGAUCCCGCUGGGGGAGCUGUUCGCGCGCAAGUCCGUGGCCUCCUCGGCUUGCUCGACGCCGCCGCCGGGGCCGGGCCCCGGGCCCGCCUCCGCCUCGCCCGCGUCCCCCUCGCCGGCCGAUGUGGCUUACGAGGAGGGCCUGGCGCGCCUCAAGAUCCGCGCGCUGGAGAAGCUGGAGGUGGACCGGCGGCUGGAGCGGCUGAGCGAGGAGGUGGAGCAGAAGAUCGCGGGCCAGGUGGGUCGGCUGCAGGCCGAGCUGGAGCGCAAGGCGGCGGAGCUGGAGACGGCGCGGCAGGAGAGCGCCCGCCUGGGGCGCGAGAAGGAGGAGCUGGAGGAGCGGGCAUCCGAGCUCUCGCGCCAGGUGGACGUGAGCGUGGAGCUGCUGGCCUCGCUCAAGCAGGACCUGGUGCACAAGGAACAGGAGCUGAGCCGCAAGCAGCAGGAGGUGGUGCAGAUUGACCAGUUCCUGAAGGAGACGGCGGCGCGGGAGGCCAGUGCCAAGCUGCGGCUGCAGCAGUUCAUCGAGGAGCUGCUGGAGCGUGCGGACCGCGCCGAGCGGCAGCUGCAGGUCAUCAGCAGCAGCUGUGGCAGCACCCCGAGUGCCAGCCUGGGCCGCGGAGGGGGAGGAAGUGGCGCUGGGCCUGUUACCCGGGGCCCCGGCAGAAUGCGAGAACACCACGCGGGCCUGGCCAUGCCUAGCACAUACGCCGUGUCGAGGCAUGGCUCCUCUCCCAGCACAGGGGCCUCCAGCCGUGUCCCCGCUGCAUCCCAGAGCUCAGGCUGCUAUGACAGUGACAGUCUGGAGCUACCCCGGCCAGAAGAGGGGGCCCCCGAGGACAGUGGCCCUGGGGGCUUGGGCACACGGGCCCAGGCUGCCAACGGUGGCUCGGAGCGCACCCAGGCCCCUCGCAGCUCAGGCCUGCGGCGCCAGGCCAUCCAGAACUGGCAGCGCAGACCCCGCCGACACAGCACGGAGGGGGAGGAGGGUGAUGUCUCGGACGUGGGCUCCCGAACCACGGAGUCAGAGGCUGAGGGCCCCUCAGAUGCCCCCCGCCCUGGGCCUGCUCUGGCUGGGCCACUGAGCAGCUGCCGGCUCUCAGCCCGCCCUGAGGGAGGCAGUGGGCGGGGUCGGCGAGCGGAGAGGGGCAGCCCCUCCUGCUCCAACGAGGUCAUCAGCCCGGAGAUCCUCAAGAUGCGAGCCGCCCUGUUCUGCAUCUUCACCUACCUGGACACACGCACGCUGCUGCACGCGGCCGAGGUCUGCCGGGACUGGCGCUUCGUGGCUCGCCACCCCGCGGUCUGGACACGGGUGCUGCUCGAGAACGCCCGCGUCUGUUCCAAGUUCCUGGCCAUGCUGGCUCAGUGGUGCACCCAGGCGCACUCGCUGACCCUGCAGAACUUGAAGCCCCGGCAGCGGGGCAAGAAGGAGAGCAAGGAAGAGUACGCGCGGAGCACCCGGGGCUGCCUCGAGGCGGGGCUGGAGUCCCUGUUGAAGGCGGCGGGGGGGAAUCUGCUGAUCCUGCGCAUCUCCCACUGUCCCAACAUUCUCACCGACCGCUCCCUCUGGCUGGCCAGCUGCUACUGCCGCGCCCUGCAGGCGGUCACCUACAGGAGCGCCACAGACCCCGUGGGCCAUGAGGUCAUUUGGGCCCUGGGCGCAGGCUGCAGAGAGAUUGUCUCCCUCCAGGUGGCGCCACUUCACCCUUGCCAGCAGCCCACGCGCUUCAGUAACCGCUGCCUGCAGAUGAUUGGUCGCUGUUGGCCGCACCUUCGGGCCCUGGGGGUUGGGGGUGCUGGCUGUGGGGUGCAGGGCCUGGCGUCACUUGCAAGAAACUGCAUGCGGCUGCAGGUCCUGGAGCUGGACCAUGUGUCGGAGAUCACCCAGGAGGUGGCAGCUGAGGUCUGCCGGGAGGGUCUGAAGGGACUGGAGAUGUUGGUGCUCACGGCCACCCCCGUCACCCCCAAGGCCCUGCUGCAUUUCAACAGCAUUUGCCGGAACCUCAAGUCCAUUGUGGUCCAGAUUGGGAUUGCUGAUUAUUUCAAAGAGCCCAGCAGUCCCGAGGCCCAGAAGCUGUUUGAGGAUAUGGUGACAAAACUCCAGGCCCUACGACGGAGGCCCGGCUUCUCUAAGAUCCUGCACAUCAAGGUGGACGGCGGCUGCUAACCCGGGUGGGGGGCGGCAGGGCCCCUGCCAGCCCCACACCAGGGCACUCUCUUUGGACCUCCAGAGGGACCCUGAUUUGGACUAGACCUUCAGAGGCCUAGUGUUAUCCCUGGUUUCCAGGGAAGGGUUGAGUUUCCUGUCCUCCUCCUGGGACCGUGGAGCAACAGGCCUGACCCUGGGCACUGCCUCUUCAGGGCAGGGGCUUGGACAGAAGCUGCCCUCCGACCCCCACUCCACCCCCCCCACCCCACCCCCACUGGAGCAUCCUUCUGGGCACCGCCAGCAAGGAGCUGAGUCACCACCAGCACCUGGUGUCAUCGCCCUCAGGACCUGCAACCACGGAGUGGCUCCUCGGUUGCUCAGGCUACCGGGGCCGGCCCCCCCUUCCUGAGGCCCAGCCUCCCGGUCAGGGGCCUCUGCUAGGCCCCAGCCAGAGGGGGCUCCCCAAAGCAGCUCAGACUUGGCAAGGAGGGCUCUUUUCCUCCUGCCCUGUUCCAGCCCUCUGUGGGGCAUCCCCUUCAGACAUCCUGCCUAGGCUCUGGGUCCACGUUCCCCAGAGGUAACACAGAUAAGCCUAUGGGUCUGGGAAUGUGGUCAGCCAAAAGUGGGGGGCGGGGGUGCAGCAAGGUAGUGGGAAUGGGCUUGGAAUGGCAAAACAUUCAUCCAGAACUUUUCCCCAGGAUAUUGAAACCACCACUCUCAAAGGGGGGAUAUUGCCAAGUAGAGAAAACCUAGUUUUUAUUGCUGUAGAAACAAGACCCUUCCUCUCAGCCACCACAACCCUCAUGACACACCAGAGCUAAGUUCAGAGGUAAAAGGUGCAUGUUUCUAUACCUUCCACCGAUCCUGAGCCUCUGGAGGGGUAAGGUCCUAGCUCUGGGAAACCUUAGCAGCAGUGAGCAGCAGUUCCUGUCCUCAAGAAAUGUCUUUCUGGUGCUUGGGCAGGAAUCUAAUGGCCUCUGGGUCCCCAGGACUGUGGGUGGCAGGGAGUCACUGCCUUCUGUGCUGGGGCCUGGAGGAAGCCAGGAGGGAAUUUGGUUUGCUUCCUUGUCUGGCUAGCUUGCUUGAAGAACGUGGUCUUGGUAGGGAACCACACCCAUGAAGCCAAAGAAGAGGAAGAGCAGCCUCAUCAGACUUGCUUCCCUCCUCAGUCUUCACGGGCCCCAUGGGCUGUGGGCUCUGCUGGAGUGCUUCUGCCUAGGCACGGUGCUGGGGCCUGAGCCAGAGCCACUUGGCUUAGAAACCACAGAAUGCAAAUGGGGUUUUUCACUGACUCUUGCACGGUUCUGGUAAAACCAGGUUCUGGCACUAACGCUCCCAAAGACUCAGGUCUCUGCAGUUCCUCCUCUCAGAACUCCCAUAGUGGUGUAGAGGCCUUGGGUCCCACUAACAUUCACUUGGAAAAUUCUUUCAAACAUUAACCUUGAUCCAUCUUAGGGUUUCCUAAUUUCCUAUACAGGGGCCAGUUCUGCCCUAACCAUUAGGCUGCUGGUCCUGGCUGGGGCUGGACUUCUCGUUUCUCAGCCCUUUCCAGGGACCUUUCUGCUACAUCCUGGACAUCAAGACCCAGCCCUGGGUUACCCUGUAAUGAGUCCUUCAGACUGAGACCCCACAGGCUCAGUAUCCAGCUCCCCUAACUCCACAUGCAGCUCUGUCCCAGCUCCUUCUGGCCUCGCCCUUUGAAGACCCCAAAUACCAAGGGUGUCCUGUUGGCAACUCCCUGUCCAGUCCUGCACAAAGCUUUGGCUGAGUGGCACCCCCCCCCCACAGAGCAGCUGGCCCCACUGGCUUCCACCUCCCUGGCCCUGUCCCCAGGAGUUGCAGGAAGAAGCACAACUUUUCUCUGUCCUCCAGGGGCCUGGAAGGGAUAUGGGGGUGCCCUGGGUACAUCUGUCUUGCCUUGCCAACUAUACCCUCUACAGCUCCUGCUCAAGACCCUAGGAUCAGAGGUGCUGCCCUCCCCAUCUCCUGGACAAAGCACAAAGGGAUGCCCUGCUUGGCCUGAGCCUGCCUUACUGAGGGAUUUUUGCCCCAGAAAGCUUCCAUCCCUAAACACAAGACUUUGGGCAAUUUCUCCCUGGGUGGGUACCCACUGGAAUGUCUGGCAUCAGUCCUGGAAAAGGAGGUCAGGGUGCACGGGCAGUGAGCUAGAGUGGGAGAAAGGCAGUGCUGAAAGGACUGAUUCUAGGAGUAGGUUCAUUCACCCAGUCAUUCAUUCAUUCAGUCAUUCAUUGGUGCAACAGCCCUGAGCACCACCAGCACUGAGGGCAGAAGAGUGAACAGGCCACCCCCCCCCCCCCCCAC
Molecule: messenger RNA, 5333 nt
Organism: Zalophus californianus (California sea lion)
Lineage: Eukaryota; Metazoa; Chordata; Mammalia; Carnivora; Otariidae
Gene: FBXO41
Product: F-box protein 41
Exons: 13
Coding region: 402-3029 (875 amino acids)
Molecular function (GO): protein binding
Source: RefSeq, a predicted model, not a curated record